This is a messenger RNA of Arabis nemorensis, 885 nucleotides long. Lineage: Eukaryota; Viridiplantae; Streptophyta; Magnoliopsida; Brassicales; Brassicaceae. The record is from the annotation of a GenBank genome assembly.
AUGUCAGAAUUACAGUUGCCUCCAGGUUUCCGAUUUCACCCAACCGAUGAAGAACUCGUCAUGCACUAUCUCUGCCGGAAAUGCGCAUCGCAGUCAAUCGCUGUUCCGAUCAUCGCUGAGAUCGAUCUCUACAAAUACGAUCCAUGGGAGCUUCCCGGUUUAGCUUUGUAUGGUGAGAAGGAAUGGUAUUUCUUCUCUCCCAGAGACAGAAAAUAUCCAAACGGUUCAAGGCCAAACCGGUCGGCCGGUUCUGGUUACUGGAAAGCGACCGGAGCUGAUAAACCGAUCGGACUUCCUAAACCGGUCGGGAUUAAGAAAGCUCUGGUUUUUUACGCCGGGAAAGCUCCAAAGGGAGAGAAAACCAAUUGGAUUAUGCACGAGUACCGUCUCGCCGACGUUGACCGGUCGAUUCGCAAGAAGAAGAAUAGCCUCAGGCUGGAUGAUUGGGUUCUUUGCCGGAUUUACAACAAAAAAGGAGCUAUCGAGAAGCGAGUACCACCUCCUCCGGUGGUUUACGGCGGAGUGGCCGACGAGGUCGUGGAGGAGAAGCCGAGGUUGAUGGAGAUGGGUAUGCCUCCGCCGCCGAAACAGACUGCGACGGCGAGUGAUUUCUUGUAUUUCGACAAUUCAGAUUCGGUGCCGAAGCUGCAUACGACGGAGUCGAGUUGCUCGGAUCAUGUGGUGUCGCCGGAGUUCACGAGCGAGGUUCAGAGCGAGCCCAAGUGGAAGGAUUGGUCGUCGGCUGUUACUGCUAAUGACAAUUAUACCCUUGAUUUUGGCUUUAAUUACUUAGAUGCUACUGUGGAUAACAACGCGUUUGGAGGAGGGAGUAAUCAGAUGUUUCCGCUACAGGAUAUGUUCAUGUACAUGCAGAAACCGUAUUAG